AUGAACCAAACACCGCAACGAAUGCCGCCGGAGAACAUCUACAGAAAGGAGCAACCCACCCUGUUCCCUCACGGCUACCCUACUCCAGUCUCCUCCAACACCAGCAUCAACCUUCCUCUACCCAACUCGGGGUCGCCGCUACCCAUUCCUUACACCCCAGCUCCAGUCAAGUUCGAGUACUCGUUCCAGCAGUCGCCCUCCUUCCCCAAGUAUGCAAAAUACCAAAUCAACCCGUCCUUUGACUUCUCAAAGACAGGCAUGGCCCACCUUGGCGUCAAUUCGCCGGUUCCUAUCACUCCGGUGCUUCCCCCACCUAGCUCCAUGGCUGCUCCUCCCAUCUUCCAGAGCCGGACUCUAACAAGACCUUUGUCCAGCCCCGACAAGACUCCCUGCAAACGUUCCCGUGUAGAGGAACGGCAAGAGGUGUCUGAUUACGACAGAAAAUGGGUCCGAAUGCAGUUUGGUCUGCCCCGAACCGGAGGUUACCAGAAGCCGUUCCGAAAGCGCCAGACUGACGUUCAGAAUGAGUUCCAGGAACGUUUCGGACGAUCCCUGUCUCCUUCAACCAUCUCCAAAAUCCUCUCGGACGACUACUCGUACCUGGACACAAUGUCGCUGAACGAGGUGUCCAAGUCUGUGUACAGAAAGCGAAAGCCGCGGUUCGAAAUGCUAGAAGACGCAGUUUCGUCCUGGUGCGAACUGUACACCCGAAGAGGCUGUCUUAGCGAACGAGUGCUCAAGGAGGCUGCCGAGAGACUCCACGCUCAUCCUCUUAUCGACACCAGCACCGCCGACGAAGAGGCCCCCGUGUUCUCAAACGGCUGGCUUCACAAUAUCAAAACAAGACGAGAUCUGUCUCGGCUUCUGUGGGACAGCACCAUUUCUGAGCAGGAAACCUGUGUCUCCACUCUCAACCACAUUCGAGAGACCAUCACACGACUGGGCCUGACUCCAAAGAGCGUCUAUGCUGUUGGAGAUACUCAGCUGUACCCUUCGGCCACUCCUGGAUCCCGGUUUGGAAACGACUCCACCCCCUGUACUGCUCGAACCGUGCUCAUUUGCACUAAUGCCGAUGGUUCGUCCAGGCAGAAGAUGUACCCAACCAUGGUGGGUCCGGAUAUUGCCGACGCCAACAACCGAAGUGCUACCAGCCUUGUCUACUCGCCUACAGGCACUCCCGAAACACAGAACUUCCUGGACUUUCUGUUUGACUUUGACAAUUCGCUCACGGAGCCCUCGCUGCUGAUUCUGGCUCAGCAUCCCCACUAUGAGAAGGCUACUCAGAUCUUCCGUCACCAGACAAACAACUCCAACCUCCACAUCAUUCUAGUGCCAGCUCGAAUCAAAAAAAAGCUGCUAGCCACCGACCUCGGAAUCGCAGGAGACCUCAAGGUGGCAUACAAGAUCAACCGGUUGUACACGCUCCCUCACAAGCGAAUGAAGACCUCCAAGAUCCUCCGGUCGCUCGACACCGCCUGGGGCAAUGUCAGCGAGGAGACCAUUCUCAAGGCCUGGAGAGAAACUCGCAUCUUCGCCACUCUCAACUUCCCCGAGCUCGCCGAUACUGGUGCAUCUCAGCCCGACCUCAAGCUGAUUCGAGCAAUUGCAGGAGUCCAGGCUUCGCUGAUGAACCAGCAGGUUGCCUUUUCGGAGAGCCAGUACCAGAGUUUUUUCAACCACGACGGAGAAGACGACCCGUUGGCUGUCAAGGAUUGCGUCGAGCAGUACGCCUCCAUUGUUCAGAACCGCUGA
Molecule: messenger RNA, 1752 nt
Organism: Yarrowia lipolytica CLIB122
Lineage: Eukaryota; Fungi; Ascomycota; Dipodascomycetes; Dipodascales
Molecular function (GO): nucleic acid binding
Source: RefSeq, a predicted model, not a curated record